UGGUUGUGCAUGAAGAGGAAGUACAUUCAAAUGAGUAUGCUAAUUGAAGGGCCGAAACAACCAGGGAACGACAUCAAUCUGUAUAUGGGGCUUCUGAAAGAGGAGCUAGCCACGCUAUGGGACACGCCUGCCAAUACGUGGGACGCCGCCGCGGAAGAAUAUUUCCCUAUGAGAGCCGCACUGCUCACGACGGUGCAUGACUUUCUCGGUUACGGAUAUGUCGCGGGGCAGGUGGUCCACGGAUUCAAUGCAUGCGUCAGGUGCAUGGACGACACAACGUACCGCCAGCUAGAUAGAGAUCCCGGGUCCUCGAAAACGGUGUUCAUGGGACAUCGAAGGUGGCUUCGCGAGGACGACGCAUGGAGGAAACGCAAGGAUCUGUUCGAUGGUCAAGACGAACCCCGAAGACGGCCACGUACGAGAAGCGGCGAGCAAAUAGACGAGCUAUUGAAAAAUUGGAAAGAGUGCCCACCGCCGGGAAAGAAGCGAAAGGCGCCGGAGCCGCUGCUUAAGGUAUGGAAGACGAGGUCUGUUUUCUGGGACUUGCCGUACUGGAAGAUCCUCCGUGUGCCUCACAGCCUUGAUGUCAUGCACAUCACGAAGAACGUGUGCGAGAGUCUGCUUGGUACCCUCCUCAACAUGCCAGAGAAGACCAAAGAUGGGCCGAAAGCAAGGUACGACUUGCAAUCAAUUGGGAUCAGGGAGGAGCUUCACGCGGGACGCCCUAAUGAUGAUGAUGAUGAUGACGAUGACGAUGAUGAGGCGGAGGACACGCAAAGUCGUCGCAAGGGCAAAAAUGCCAAAAAGAUUGAAUAUUAUUGCUGCUUGCUACUAGCUGCUACUAGUCUUAUUCUGUCGUCUGCUGCUUAG
This is a messenger RNA of Lolium perenne, 870 nucleotides long. The record is from RefSeq and is a predicted model, not a curated record. NCBI's taxonomy places the organism in Eukaryota, Viridiplantae, Streptophyta, Magnoliopsida, Poales, Poaceae.